Messenger RNA from Perkinsus marinus ATCC 50983, 835 nucleotides. Its product is annotated as antigen, putative. The transcript has a single exon. The record is from RefSeq and is a predicted model, not a curated record. The annotation marks the transcript as partial. NCBI's taxonomy places the organism in Eukaryota, Perkinsozoa, Perkinsida, Perkinsidae.
CACAGCUGCUGUGACCGAUGAGGUUGCUGUCACUACUCCAGCUCCUGUGACUGGCGAAGUGACCAUCAGCACGGCAGCUGGAGAAGCUCCCGGUAGAGACAAGGAUGAUUCUGAUUCUACCACCCAGGUCGCUACGGAGGCUGCGACUGUCACGACUACGAUCGAUGCUCCUGUUGAGCCUACUACUGUAACGUCCCCUCUGCCAGUCAGCACAGCUGCUGUGACCGAUGAGGUUGCUGUCACUACUCCAGCUCCUGUGACUGGCGAAGUGACCAUCAGCACGGCAGCUGGGGAAGCUCCCGGUAGAGACAAGGAUGAUUCUGAUUCUACCACCCAGGUCCCUACGGAGGCUGCGACUGUCACGACUACGAUCGAUGCUCCUGUUGAGCCUACUACUGUAACGUCCCCUCUGCCAGUCAGCACAGCUGCUGUGACCGAUGAGGUUGCUGUCACUACUCCAGCUCCUGUGACUGGCGAAGUGACCAUCAGCACGGCAGCUGGGGAAGCUCCGGGCAGAGACAAGGAUGAUUCUGAUGCUACCACCCAGGUCGCGACUGAGACUGCGACUAUCACUACUACGAUCAGUGUUUCUGUUGAGCCUACUACUAUAACGUCCCCUCUACCGGUCAGCACAGCUGCUGUGACCGAUGAGGUUGCUGUCACUACUCCAGCUCCUGUGACUGGCGAAUUGACCAUCAGCACGGCAGCUGGAGAAGCUCCCGGUAGAGACAAGGAUGAUUCUGAUUCUACCUCCCAGGUCGCUACGGAGGCUGCGACUGUCACGACUACGAUCGAUGCUCCUGUUGAGCCUACUACUGUAACGUCCCCUCUGCCG